Molecule: messenger RNA, 1893 nt
Organism: Eruca vesicaria subsp. sativa (arugula)
Lineage: Eukaryota; Viridiplantae; Streptophyta; Magnoliopsida; Brassicales; Brassicaceae
Source: the annotation of a GenBank genome assembly
UCUCUCUCUCUCCCUAUCAGAUUAUAUUUCUCAAAUUUCUUUAUUUAUAAAAGAAUCACAUAAUCAGUGCAAACACAUAAUUUUCUUCCUUAUAUAAACCCCACCCACUUCAUUUUCUCAGAAGAAAAGAAACAUCAACAAAAUUAAGAAUGAGAGGAAAAUAUACUUCUUUACUAGUAGUAGUGCUUAUUGUCUUGGUCUCCAAUGUUCUAGCGGAGAACAACUCUUCAAUACCUAAGCUAAGAAGAAGUGAUUUUCCAGAAGAUUUCAUUUUUGGGUCUGCAACAUCUGCUUACCAGGUUGAAGGAGGUGCUCAUGAAGAUGGUAGAGGACCAAGUAUCUGGGAUACCUUCUCUGAAAAAUACCCAGAGAAGAUAAAGGAUGGUAGCAAUGGGUCUGUUGCAGAUAACUCUUACCAUCUUUACAAGGAAGAUGUGGCUUUAUUGCAUCAAAUUGGCUUCAAUGCUUACAGAUUUUCAAUCUCUUGGUCGAGAAUAUUGCCUCGUGGAGAUCUAAAAGGAGGAAUAAACCAAGCUGGUAUUGACUAUUACAACAACCUGAUCAAUGAGCUUCUGUCCAAAGGAAUUAAGCCUUUUGCCACCAUGUUUCAUUGGGACACACCACAAGGUCUUGAAGAUGCUUACGGUGGAUUUCGUGGCGCAGAGAUUGUAAACGAUUUCCGUGAUUAUGCGGAUAUUUGCUUUAAGAAUUUUGGAGAUCGAGUGAAACACUGGAUGACACUGAACGAGCCAUUAACAGUGGUGCAACAAGGGUAUGUUGCAGGUGUAAUGGCUCCUGGAAGAUGCUCCAAAUUCACAAACCCCAACUGCACCGCCGGAGAUGGAGCCACAGAGCCUUAUAUCGUUGGUCAUAACCUCAUUCUUGCUCACGGGGCCGCUGUCCAAGUCUACAGAGAAAAAUACAAGGCAUCUCAAAAGGGUCAAGUUGGUAUCGCGUUGAACGCGGGUUGGAACUUGCCCUAUACAGAAUCGGCGGAAGAUAGGUUAGCAGCGGCACGAGCCAUGGCCUUCACAUUUGACUACUUCAUGGAGCCACUCGUGACCGGUAAAUACCCAAUUGACAUGGUCAACAACGUAAAAGGCGGUCGGUUGCCUACUUUCACUGCACAACAAUCUAAGAUGCUUAAGGGCUCAUAUGAUUUCAUUGGUAUCAAUUAUUACUCUUCCACUUACGCAAAGGAUGUCCCCUGCUCCACCGAACAAGUUACAAUGUUCUCUGAUCCUUGUGCCAGUGUUACAGGCGUAAGAGAAGGAGUUCCCAUUGGUCCAAAGGCUGCAUCAGAUUGGCUUCUGAUAUAUCCAAAGGGAAUUCGUGAUCUUGUCCUCUAUGCAAAAUACAAGUUCAAAGACCCGGUCAUGUACAUAACCGAAAACGGGAGAGAUGAAUUCAGCACGGACAAAAUAUUCCUUAAAGACGACGACAGAAUCGAUUACUACGCUCGACAUCUCGAAAUGGUUCAAGAUGCAAUCUCGGUCGGAGCCAAUAUUAAGGGAUUUUUUGCGUGGUCGUUGUUGGACAACUUUGAAUGGGCAAUGGGAUACACCGUCCGGUUCGGGUUGGUUUACGUGGACUUCAAAGAUGGAUGUAAGAGAUACCCAAAGAAAUCUGCUAAGUGGUUUAAAGAGUUGUUGAAUCCAAAGAAAAGCAAUUGAUGGAAGCUGUGAUAUUCCGUUUUAUUAAUGUCCAUGUUACUUUUGAAAGAGUUAUUAUUAUCAUUUUUCUCAGUUGGAAAUAAUGAGCAAUGGUUUUAUACGUUUCGCUACUUAUACAAUGAACCCGGUUGUUUUCUUCUUCAUAAAAUAGCCUGAUCGAUUUUAGGCAAGAUCUAAUAACACCAAAAAAAAAUUACUAAUCUAAAAUCACUUUCUCGUC